Molecule: messenger RNA, 759 nt
Organism: Neomonachus schauinslandi (Hawaiian monk seal)
Lineage: Eukaryota; Metazoa; Chordata; Mammalia; Carnivora; Phocidae
Product: serine protease HTRA3-like
Exons: 3
Biological process (GO): regulation of signal transduction; regulation of cell growth
Cellular component (GO): extracellular region
Molecular function (GO): insulin-like growth factor binding
Source: RefSeq, a predicted model, not a curated record
CUGGCCGCGCUGGCCGCGCUGGCGCUGGCCCGAGAGCCCCCGGCGGCGCCGUGUCCCGCGCGCUGCGACGUGUCGCGGUGCCCGAGCCCCCGCUGCCCCGGCGGCUACGUGCCCGACCUGUGCAACUGCUGCCUGGUGUGCGCGGCCAGCGAGGGCGAGCCGUGCGGCCGCCCCCUCGACUCGCCGUGCGGGGAGAGCCUGGAGUGCGCGCGCGGCGUGUGCCGCUGCCGCUGGGCGCACGCCGUGUGCGGCACCGACGGGCACACCUACGCCAACGUGUGCGCGCUGCAGGCGGCCAGCCGGCGCGCGCUGGAGCUCUCGGGGACGCCCGUGCGCCAGCUGCAGAAGGGCGCCUGCCCAUCCGGUCUCCACCAGCUGACCAGCCCACGGUACAAGUUCAACUUCAUCGCGGACGUGGUGGAGAAGAUCGCGCCGGCCGUGGUCCACAUAGAGCUCUUCCUGAGGCUCCAGACCCCGAGACAUGUCAUUGAGGAAAUUACAACUGGACAUGCUAAGUGGCACAUCCCUGGCCUUGUCAGUGGCUCAGAUGGGGCCAGUGUCUUUCUAGAAGGCUCCGGGCACCAGGCUCUGAGCCAGCUAAUUGCUGACGGCAGCUUAGCCUGGCAGGCGGCAAUGCCUUUGCCACAUCAGCCUUGGAGGCUCAUGUCCCAGUGGGCGGGUGGGCAAGACCAAGCGGGCCAGAUCCCAGACACAGAUGAGAUGCUCAUCGAGCCUGGGAGCCUCGGCUGUGACCCCUGA